Molecule: messenger RNA, 2797 nt
Organism: Magallana angulata
Lineage: Eukaryota; Metazoa; Mollusca; Bivalvia; Ostreida; Ostreidae
Product: macrophage-expressed gene 1 protein-like
Exons: 1
Coding region: 123-2231 (702 amino acids)
Source: RefSeq, a predicted model, not a curated record
GAUAUCACUCAUGGAAGUUCAAUUUAUUGACUGAUGAGAAUAUUUUACUCCCAAGUAAGGUUAUAUUGAUAUGCGUUCCCAAAAGCCAGUCUACCAAGUCUUGGUAACACAACCAAAGGGAUAUGUUCACACUAGUACUGGUACUGUACUUGUUUGGUUUGACGACUGCAUUCGUAAAUGCGGAGAAACCAAACUUUAUCAAUGGAGACCCGAGGACAUGUUAUGAUGGAAAGGGAGAAAAGCCUUUAAUGUUCGAAGUUCUUCCAGGAUUUGGUUGGGAUAACCUCGUCAACGAAAACCGUGGCGUUGUUGUGAAUUUCAAUUAUUCAAAAUGCAAGACAACCGAAGACAGGCGUUAUCUUCUUCCAGACGGGAUUGUUACUAUUCCUGUCAAGACAAGUCAAAUGAACGUUUUUUCCAAGUUGUAUGACCACUGGUCUCAAUAUGAAUCAGACACGGCGAAUUCAAUUAACAUUGGUGCAUCGGGACACAAAAUGGGAGUAAAAAUUGCUGCAAGUUUUUCUUCUGAACAUGAACACAUUAGGAAACACCAGUUGGAAGAUAAGUCCUUUACUACCAAAGUACAGGUAAAAUUUGUUAGAUACACAGCCAAAGUUCUUCCAGAUAUACAGCUUGAUCAGUCUUUCCGCAACCGUCUGCUUAAAAUCGCCGGUCAUAUACACCAAAACCGGAAAUUUUCCACGAAAUACGAGAGCGAACUACUAGUCCGCGAUUUUGGUACGCAUGUUCUAACAAGUGUUGACGCCGGGGCUUCCAUUGUCAAAGUGGAUCAAGUAGAUUCCUCUUUCCUUAAAGAUACCACAACAAACCGAGAAAAUAUUGGGUUUUCAGCAAGCAUUUCCCUUCCAGGUAUAGUAAGUGAGAGUAUAAAGAAUAAGUUUUCAAACACAAAACUGGAACUUGAAAAGUACAUGAAGAAUGUCAAAAAUUCCGAUAUAAGGACUUAUGGUGGCCCACCCAUGAAUCCGGAAAAUUUCACGCUGAGCGAAUGGACAACUACCAUCGGGAAUGAUUUGGUUGCUGUUGACAGGAAUGGGUUUCCUCUCGACUACGUGAUCUCAACGACAACAUUCCCUGAGCUAUCUGAGAGCUUGGUUGAAGAACUUGUUCAGAGUGUUCGAAAAGCAAUUUUAUCCUACUUCAAACAUAAUACAUAUCCCGGAUGUACAAACCCUAAUGCACCUAACUUUAGCAAAAUUUCAAAUCUGGACGACGGCUCAUGUCACGAGCCAUUUACUAAUCUAAGCUUCGGAGGAGUUUAUCAAGAGUGCAACUUCCAUGGAACUCUUAUUGAUAAUGAAAACAUGUGUGACAGUCUUGCAACCAACAAUCCUCGAACCCAGGCAUUUGCGUGUCCAGAGGGAUUUGAAAAAGUUCCCCUCCACGAAGGCAUAACACACAAAUCUCAGCAUCAGCACCAAUGUCGCAGAUGCUGGGCAUUCUUUCACUGCUGUCACGAUCAAUCCUAUUACGCCUCAGCAACAUAUAAUUCGUUCUGGUGUCGAGCAAAACCAGACUCUCUAGUACGUGAAGAUAUUGGAUUCCUAUUUGGCGGACUGUAUUCGGACAGAACAACUAACUUUGUCACACAAACAAAAUCAUGUCCACAGUAUUUCAAUCCAGUGAUGAUAACAUCGAACGUUAGGGUUUGCAUAAGUGAUGACUACGAACAUGGCAAAACGUUUGCAGUACCUUUUGGUGGGUUCUACAGUUGCAGAAAUGGAAAUCCCUUCGUAAAUGGAACAGUCAAUAAAACAUGUCCUAAAGGAUUUAGCAAUCAUUUGGCUACUAUCGACGUAGAUUGUGAAAUUCAGUAUUGUGUGCGGACUGAUCAAUUUUCGGAAUCAAAAUUCCCAACCGUUCAGAUCCCGCCAUUUUCCGUCGUCCCAGCAGAAAGUAUUAAAGAGGCGGCUCAUUUCAUUAUUUCUCAUAACUCUGAAAAUUGGGUUCAACUUGUUGAUCCUAAAAUUGAAGGUAAAUCACCAGAAGAGUCAACAUGGACAACUCUGAACUCGGCACCAACAGAAAUGAAAAAUUUAUUGAAGAAGUUUACAUCCAACGUCAAACUAAAUGAUCAGUCGGGAAUGUCAAAGAUCACAAUUGCAGGUUUGACUGUUGGUGUGACAACUGCUGUCUGUGGUAUCGUCGGUAUAGCCAUUGCUGUGUGGUGUAAUCGCAAACACAAACGAGAAUAUAAAAACUUUGAAUAGGCCUUAGUAAACUUGAAUUUGUUGAUAAAACAUUUUUUCAAGCUCUACAAAGUUAGCAAAAUGAAUCAGACACAUACCGUGCUUUUAGAAUGCUUAUAUGUUCUUCUAAAAAAAUAUUCAUCAACUGUUCAUAUAAAUAUAAAUCUUCAUCAAACUUUGAACCCCUUGUGUGACCCAAGAGUUAUCUAUGACCACAGUCUAAACAACUGAAAAUCAACAAAUAGUUAUAUGCUUGAUUAAACUAUACUGGUACUGUACCAGUUAUCGGCUAAGACCAGUUAUCGGCUAAACUGAGAGUUCGGGUUAAUAGCACGUGACUAUCUGAGAUUCUUUUAUUUAGUCCUCUGUUUUGAAUAAAGAAAAGUAAGUUUGCUUGAAAACUUUCUUGAAUAUGUUUUAAACAUAAGCUUAAACGAUCAUUGUUUACAGCUGAUUUACAUCUUUGCACUUUCAGCAGUGGGGGAAGUGACGUAAUAUGUUCAAAAUAGAUUAUAACCCCUUUGUGAUACAUUAUCAUCUCCCUUCUUUGAUAUGACAUAUAAUAGCACUACAUAUAACAUGUAGAG